Molecule: messenger RNA, 4327 nt
Organism: Varroa destructor (honeybee mite)
Lineage: Eukaryota; Metazoa; Arthropoda; Arachnida; Mesostigmata; Varroidae
Product: solute carrier organic anion transporter family member 74D-like
Biological process (GO): sodium-independent organic anion transport; transmembrane transport
Cellular component (GO): basolateral plasma membrane
Molecular function (GO): protein binding
Source: RefSeq, a predicted model, not a curated record
CGAGCUAGACAACAACAGGAACAAUUACCCCCCAAAAUCGUUUGUGGCAUGUUUUUGCCGAUAUUUUCCUUUAACGCUCGGUUACAUGAAACGGCCGGUUAUACAGUUUUAAGUGAUUACCUCAACAAACUAUAGAAAACUUAAUGCGUUUUCGAUGCAAUCGACUUUCGCCAUUUGAGUCUCUUUCUUUCCAAGCUGGACCUAUGACUAUUACCCUGUCUAAGUAAGUAGGUGUUUUUCCAACAAGUUCCUCUUAAAGAUAUCAUUCUUCUAUCCUCUAUCUAUCAAGAUCAAUCUCUUCACCUGCCAUAAGUGGAAACAGGGUAUAUUGUUCACCGCGAAGUGGAUUUCGUAGAACUAUACUGUGGAAGCGUUCGUAUUGCUUCUCAAUACAAGUGCAUAAAGCACGCCAUUGUCCGUAACAUAAAACUCGCUUUCAUUGGUUAACCAGUUCGUCAAUCAGAAUCAACUGUAUGCACGCUUAAUUAACACUUUAUAUUUUAAACGGGCACGUGCAAUGGAGACUAUCAGUAAUUGUUGAACAGAAGACAUUAAAGGAGCGCUCGUCCAAUCUUACAAACGAUCCUCGCGUGCGUCAAAGGUGCUCCACGGAACUUUGAAACGUAUGCGAAGUAUUGCAGGGUUUUCACGCUUCUUCAGCACUUACCGUAAUCACAGUAAAUUUGGUGUGAGGCUGGGUUUUCUAAGCGGCGUAAAAAAGAGCUUCAUCGUCAUGACAGGAUCAAAUGAUGCCAAGAUACCAGUAGAGGAUCCUGGGAUGGAGAAGCACGCACCCUAUACAAAGACUGAGAAGCCAGAGGACUUUCUCUGCGGGGUCUUCUCGUGGCGACCUGAGUGGUUACAACAAUUUAUGAAGCCCAUUUACUUCACAUUCGUCUAUCUACUCUUCGGCAUAUUUCAGGGCGCGAUGAAGACGGGCCUUAAUUCAUCAAUGACUACUCUCGAACGGAAGUUUGGGAUGUCGGGCACAAUGAUUUCAACCGUUUUAAUUAUGGACAAUAUCACUGGAACCAUUGCCAGCCUUGUUAUCGGUUACUAUGCGACAAAGGUAUCCAGGCCACGCAUUCUUGUAUUUGGAGUCUGGCUAUCGAUUAUGGCUUGUGUAUUCUUUGUAGCCCCACAUAUUUUUUACGGUAGCCUCGACAUAGAGUCAGAAGGGGGAGUCGUGUUGCAAAAUGGCAAACGUCAUCGCGGUGCCUCAAGAAAAACAACGCAGCUAUUUACCGAAUUUUGCGAUGCGCCAGAUGAAUCUGGCUGGCCAUUGAACGACGCUACAUCAACAAAUGCAUUCAACACAUCACUCGGUGCCUCGACCGGCGGAGGCAUAAAUCUUAAUAAGGCAAACAGACUAUUGGCAAGACCAAGAAACCAAGAGGUUUCCGUGGCUAUUCCGGUAGUCGUGCUUUUAUCGAUUGGUAACAUGCUCAACGGGAUCGGAGGAGUAUCGUUUUACAUAGCAGGAACAACCUACAUGGAUGAUAACGUCAAAAAGAAAAACUCACCCAUAUAUUUCGCCGCAAUUAUGGCGCUUCGAAUGCUCGGUCCGCUUCUUGGCGUUACGGUCAACUCGUAUUUCCUCACCCUUUAUGAACAUCCGCUCAGCCCUCCGAGUGGUUUAUCAACCCGUGAUCCACGUUGGGUUGGUGCAUGGUGGCUUCCAUUCGCCGUGUGGGGCUCAGUGAUGUCUGUAGUUUCGUUGCCCCUUAUCCUGUUUCCUAAACACAUGCGGAGGCGAGCUGCAGAUAUUCGACGAUACCCCGAACAAAACCAAGCGGCCACUGGGUGUGUUAAUAAACCACCCCCCAAAUCGCUUACUAAUAAGUUUAAGAGAGAUUUUGAGGAUUUCUGUUUAGCUGUAAAGCGUCUAUCGAAGAACCCCGUUUACAUGUGGAAAAUCAUCGGUUACAUAUUCAUCCUAAAUGGUCUCGGUGGCUACAUGAUGAACUUGCCAAAGUACAUUGAACAUCAGUAUCGAGUAUCGCCUGCGAAAGCUAGUUUUCUUACAGGUUCGACAAAGGUGCUUGCAAUGAUUAUUGCUAUAAUGGUUGGUGGUAUAGGGAUACGUGCUUUACGGCCGUCAGCCCGCAUUGUGUGCUCAUUUGCGGUGUUCGCCGAUAUCGUUUACAUAAUCGUAUUGGUCAUCGCCAUCUUCUUACCGUGUAAUGGAUGGAAGCUAUCUGGAACAGAAACGGCCCCGGAUGGAAGUCUUUCGUUGAUAACCGUAUGUAAUGUCAGGUGCCGAUGCGGCAAUCAGUUCCAGCCUUUCUGCGAUGUUGCUACAAGUAGAUCGUACUUUUCGCCAUGUUUAGCUGCCUGUACGGGAAACAACCUGACAAACAUGGACUGUUCGUGUCUCGAAGAUCAACCAAUAGAAGAUGACUCAUUUUGGCCUCGAAGAAGGGACGCCAAACUGUUGCUCGACCCACUCAGGCGUUUUGUAUCAGGUUUCUGUCCUAAUGAUUGCAGCAAUCUGAUGGUCUUUAUCGCAGUCACCACUGGGGCCAAAUUUAUUUCGACGCUGCCUCGCGUUGGAAGUAUGCUUGUCAGCUUGCGAUGCGUAGACCCGGCUGAUAAAGCCCUUGCCAUCGGUUUUACCAGCUUCGUGCUUAAUAUUCUCGCGGCCAUUCCAUAUCCGCUUAUCUACGGAGGCAUUUUCGACUCAGCUUGCCUCUUAUGGGGGAAUCGGGACGGACGAAGAGGUAAUUGUUGGUUUUACGAAAACGACACUUUACGACGGCGUUUUUUGGGAGUGACUCUAUUCUUCUACAGCGUCGGUGCUGGUGCUAUGGCCAUGAUGGCCUACUACGCGAAAGAAGUUGGGGAUAUCUGCGAAGACGAUGACGGCGACACCGAUCAAAUAGAACUGAAGAAAUCUGUAGAUCAACAAACACAUGUUCAACAUCCCAACGGUAAUGACAGCAAAAAGAUAAUUCCUGAUAAAAAUUCCUGUGCUUCGUUAGGUGAUGCUGUAGAGGGUAUUCCUUGGAUAGACGAAUCUGAUCUUGCAAUGAAGGGCACUCAACCGCCUGUGUAUAAUUUUGCGAAGAAGUAAUUGUUUUAAAAAAUGAUGACAAAUCGAUGUGAUCCGUCACAACAGCCGAUUUUCGCGGAACAACUAGCGGAAGUGAGUCGCAAAUGCUUUCCGCUCACUGGCAGAAUCAAUGGCAAAAAAAUGUUUAAAAUCGGCUUAAUGGCAAUGGCAAAAGAGAUGAAAAUCGUUGUAUUUUUUUUGCCCUCCGUUACAUGAUUUUCCAUUUUUUUUAGAUUGUUUCUGUUCUUGCCUCGUGAGUGUGAUCUUAGCUGAAAGCUGUUGGUGGAAUUCGCGUGAGCCAUACGGUACUUUUUUUUUUCUUCACUUGUCAAAGUUCUUAUUCAGGGCUGAUGAUACUUGGAUCUGUGGAUAUAAACGACUAGAAGUUAUGGCUGAUGCAAAUUCCGUAGAAAAUGCGUAUCCGCCGUAGGGUCUUAAUACAGAUACCCAUAGGAAUAUAUAUAUAGGUGUUGGUGCGAGGUGUCCAGUAUCAAGCCAUUUUUUAUGGAUCAAAUGAUUGAUGGAGCACCACUUAGAGGCAAGAGGCUACUCCGUUGCGAUGAUCUAUGUUCGAAGAGAUGUUUACUAAAAACUUUAUCUAAUUUUUUCGCAAUCUCCGUAUGUGAGAUCGUUGACGUCCUGUGCAAAUGUGGCAGGAUUUAUCUAGCGAUUGAUCCUCUUUGUCCAUAUUCAUUUUCGGCAGAUUUUCUCAUUCACCAUAUAUCGUUCGCGUAUGAUGAAUAACACAGUGUAAAUUCACAAUACAGACUAUAUAAACCCCAUUCAAAGUAUACCAUAAUUACUGGCUAUCGGUGAGAGUAUGUACCUAUCAAAAAUGAUGCUGUUGAUCUUUGUCUAUUUUUGAAAGCCCUGGCUGUUCAUUUUCCUUGAAUGGUAAAUGUACAGGAUAAAAUUGAACUUUAUUUCUGUAAUGUUCGUUUGUCUGGAGUGUUUGCAGUAUAGAUCACACGAUGCAUUUAUAGUAUGUACAUAGUUUUUAUCUUAAACAUCGGAGAAUAAUUUGAAAAAAAGAAAUCUAACUAUGUUAAGCGGUGUCUGUAUCAUCCAUAUCUUUGCCAAAGGCUCCCAAAAAUCACACUCAUAUCUAGCGAGUACAGAUUCUUAACAACCACGCUUGGAGGAGCUCAGCUUAGAAGCAAGUAAAAGUUUCGGAUAUUGUUCUAUUGAUUAAGUGCCGGUAUCAAAGGAAAUAUGUACUUCUGAACUAGCUGGUUUCUCACAGCAGAAUGAAUAAAAGUACUCAAAUAUGGGUGA